This is a messenger RNA of Lobosporangium transversale, 2117 nucleotides long. RefSeq lists its product as hypothetical. Gene Ontology annotation, molecular function: protein binding. Bases 74 to 2047 code for a protein of 657 amino acids. The record is from RefSeq and is a predicted model, not a curated record. Gene Ontology annotation, cellular component: SCF ubiquitin ligase complex. The transcript has a single exon. NCBI's taxonomy places the organism in Eukaryota, Fungi, Mortierellomycota, Mortierellomycetes, Mortierellales, Mortierellaceae. Gene Ontology annotation, biological process: SCF-dependent proteasomal ubiquitin-dependent protein catabolic process.
CAAACAAAAAGAUCAUUUUGUUAAAUUGAUCAUUGCUCCUCAUCUUUUACAUUGAAAUGCCAUUGUAAACAGCAUGAACACAAAUAGCCCCCUCGACAUGCCUGAGAUCCGGCUCCUUGUGGGUUUAUGUCUGACGCGAAAAGAUCUAUUGCAGUGUAUGGUUGUUUGCAAAGCCUGGCAGAAGUCCUUCACCCCUUUGCUUUGGCGAAAUAUGUCCAUUUACACUUCACGAUCCAUGUCACGUUCUCGCUCAUCAGAGCUACCAAUAAACUUCCGUUCUCUCUUUCAAGCCAAUGCACACAAUACAAGGUCACUGAUCUUUGACGGAGGGCCAUUGACCCAGUACGAUAUUUCAGUCAGCAUCUAUUGCACAAGAUUAGAGUACUUAUCCCUUCCUGGGACUGAAUCACAUAGAACUAUCCAUGAAAAUCAACCCAUUAAUUGGGACUUACUACCGUCGGAAGGCGAUGCCUCUGACGAGGAUAGUGUACAGAGCGACAGCGGUAGUAAUAACAUCCAGCUGGAAGAUAGUUAUCACCGGAACAACGACGAUGAGGACGAUGUGAAAGCCGAAAGAGAAUAUGCAGAUGAUGAUAGCCUCGACGCAUGGAGCCGACUCGCUUUAUUUGUUCGUCGAAACCGACAUACAUUGAGAGCUCUUGACGUCAAUCUUGGAUUCUCGAAACCAGCCAAUAUACCAUCCAGGGCAUUCUGGGAAGCUGUUGUGGAUUGUUUUCCCCCGCAGUCCCAUCUAUUCGGCCCUUCUUCUGCACGACUGACAAGUCUGAGUAUAGUUGGGCGAGAAAUCGGCCUAGCUAAUUUGAUGCUUCUCUGGAGAUCAGCAGGUCCUCAUCUAAAGAGAGUAAGGCUUUCAGAUUUACUCAUUGACCAUCCAUUCUUAUCAUCAAUGAAGACACAGACAGAGGUAGAGAGAAGGAUAGGAGGAAUUGUCGAUCAAGGAUCGUUUGAACCAUCGUUGAGACUUGAGGAUUUAGUGUUGGAGAAUAUUCGGGGGAUGACACCUAUGACUCAAUUCAAGGUGUUUAUUGCACAGAGUUUUGGACUUUUGUCACUACAAUGGAAUAUCCACCAAAGCUAUCGCAACACGCGGGUUGAAGACGCCAUAACGGAAUAUAUUGGCUUGCAAGGUCAUCGUUGUCAUUGUCAAAAGCAAGGAGGAGGACGCAAUGGCCAUGACCAUGACCAGAAUCAGCGUCAUUGGCCAGGACUUGAGUCUAUUUCUAUCACCUGUAAUCGAGGCAAGGGUAGAGUCAUUCCAGAAGAGUUUUUAACAGAACUAUUAAAACGGGCUGGGACAAAGUUGAAGCUAGUUCGGUUACGGAGCCUUAGUUUACAAGAACAAUCAGUGAGUGCACUGGGAAGGUAUUUUUCUCAAAUCCAAACGUUAGAUCUGGGUCUAUGCUCAGACAUUACAGGAAAGAUGGUUCAACAAAUGCUGAUGUCUUGUCCAAUGUUGGAGCAUUUGACAGCCAACUGUAUACACGUGUCAGACAUUGAGGAAGGCGCAAGUGUAGGGCCUUGGGUUUGUUUGGGACUACAAACGUGGAAAGUUUUUAUAGACGUGACCCGGGCAGGUGCACCAAAAGAACGAGGAUCACGGUACAGUCUUUUAGACUCACAAUCAGACUCUGAGGUAUUGGGCUUGGACUCGGGCUCGACUACGAAAUGUGAUGGUAGGGAAGACCAACGGCUUUCACGUUUAAUAUUUGAACAUCUAUCAAAGCUGACUCGCUUAAGACACCUUGAUUUGGGCCGGAACUAUCAUAUUCAGAGAACAGGGAGUAAGCAGGGGGGAAGGAUUGAAUGGCUUUUGGAAUCGGGACUAGGGCAGCUGGAAAGAUUACAGGAACUGAGAAGUAUAGAUUUCAUGACUGGGUCAGGGAUGAGGAUAUCCAAGGAUGCGAUCAUGUGGAUGGUCCAGAGUUGGCCGAAGCUUGAAAGUCUUUGUGGAAAUUCUGCAACAGGCUACUAUAUGAGCUCGGUGGUGGGGGGGAAGUUAAAGCAUAGGUUCAUGACUAAUAGUUAGGUGAAGGAAAAAGUAAAAGUGUAUUACUUUAUUAUUUUAUUUUUAUUUUAUUUUUAUAAAUGUCGGCGAC